Messenger RNA from Raphanus sativus (radish), 1389 nucleotides. RefSeq lists its product as uncharacterized. Gene Ontology annotation, cellular component: super elongation complex. The coding region runs from base 158 to 1216 and encodes 352 amino acids. The transcript has 4 exons. Lineage: Eukaryota; Viridiplantae; Streptophyta; Magnoliopsida; Brassicales; Brassicaceae. Gene Ontology annotation, molecular function: transcription elongation factor activity. The record is from RefSeq and is a predicted model, not a curated record. Gene Ontology annotation, biological process: positive regulation of DNA-templated transcription; regulation of transcription elongation by RNA polymerase II.
AAAUCGGAUCCCGGAUCCAUCACGUCUUUGCUCAAAAGAGAAACCCUACAGUAACCAGGGGCCAAGUUCCUCGUCCUGAAUCUCUCGAUUUCGAUCUUCUUUGAUGGAAUCAAUCGGUUAAUCAAGUUCCUCGUCCUCGCUCUCUCAAAGAAAGAAGAUGUCGAAUAAUCACUCCAGAGACGAACCAAGCACCGCCCCGAGAACAGAUCAAUGGUACGAUCUCGUCCUUGGCUCCUCUGCUAAAGACGAUUCCUCCCAUAAAUUCUGCACCUUGCGAUAUGAAUUCAAGCCGGCUUCUAUCGACAAGAAGAGGUCAGGGAACCUGCACAAGAAGAAAGACAACAGAGUCUCCGUCGAGUUUCAGAACAACCAGCCUGGCAAACCUAAGGUGACGUUCGAAGGGAGCAGCGAGGAUUAUAAGGAUAACGACGCUGUUCUGUUUUUCGACGGGGAGAAGUUUCGUUUGGAGAGACUGCAUAGAGCUGUCAAGCAGCUGAGGCAUCUCAGGACUCCUGGUGAAUCUGCCGCCGCGGCGGCGGCUUCUUCUCAGUCUGCAGUGCCUCCUCCUCCUCCUCCUCCUGUGGAGCAGCAGCAGCAGCAUCGGUUGUCUCCUCCUCCUGUUGUUGCUCGUCCUGCUUCUAAGUCUCCGCAUGUGCAUAGAAGUUUGAUUCCAGAUGUGCCUGUUGAAGUUGAAAGAAUCGAAAUUGGGAAGCGGGAGAGUUCAGUAAUUGCAGCUGAACCUGCCAUCCCGGGAAACAAUGCACCAUAUAUCUCACCAGCUGAUGACAAGAACGAAGAAGAAGGAGAAGAAGGACAUCACGAGAUUGAUUUGGUUGAUAUAUUCGGCUCAUUUACACCGGAGAAGGACAAUGCAGAGAGAGAUGACGCUGACGCUGGUGGAGAAUACGAGGAGAGCUUAAAUAAACAGCUUAGCAUAACGGAAGAGGAGAUUGCAGAUGUGGACGACGACAGUGGCGGCGAAGGAGAGAAGGGUCUGAACGCAGCGGAAGCGCUUAGAGCGCAGGUCAACGCAGAGGUGCAGCAGAAACGUGAAAGCUCGAGCUCGAGCAGUAGCAGCGGAAGCAGCAGCGGGAGCGACAGUGAUGGUAGGAGCAAAAGCGUAAGCAGCGGAAGUGGGCAGAGUAGCAGCGGAAGCAGUAGCCGUAGCCGUGGAAGUGGAGGGAGUGACGAUGAAGAUGAAGUCAACUCCGUGUAACAGAAGAAUACAACAAUAUUACCGAACUUUAUUUGUGUCUGAAUAAUUUUGGCUGGCUUUGAAGAUCCUCCAAAAGGGUAACUUUCACUUACUUAAGAAUGAACAAAGCAGACUAUAGAUGAUAUGGUCCUGUUUGGAACAUUAACAAAUCCAGCUUCUACUUGUGUCUUAAA